Malassezia pachydermatis is the source of this 1554-nucleotide messenger RNA. Its product is annotated as coenzyme a. Bases 1 to 1554 code for a protein of 517 amino acids. Gene Ontology annotation, molecular function: succinyl-CoA:3-oxo-acid CoA-transferase activity. The transcript has a single exon. The record is from RefSeq and is a predicted model, not a curated record. NCBI's taxonomy places the organism in Eukaryota, Fungi, Basidiomycota, Malasseziomycetes, Malasseziales, Malasseziaceae. Gene Ontology annotation, biological process: ketone body catabolic process.
AUGUUGAUCUCCACACUUCGCGCUGCGGUGCGCGCCCCGGUGCGGGCGCGCGUAGCUCGCACAGUUCCAUGCACGUUGCCAACGCUUGUUCGUUUCUCGUCAACUAAGGUGACGACCUUGGAAGAGGCCAUGAAAAAUGUCAAGGCUGGCGACACUGUCAUGGUUGGCGGCUUUGGUCUCUGUGGUACCCCGGAGACGAUCAUUCAAGCCGCGUCGCAGAUGAAGAACGUCAAGGACCUGACUGUGAUCUCGAACAACAUGGGUGUGCCCGGCAAGGCGCUGGGUAUGCUGGCAGAGGCACGCAAGAUCAAGAAGGCGAUUUCGUCGUUCGUCGGCGGUAACCGUGCGUUCACAUCGCAAUUCCUUAACGGUGAGGUAUCGAUGCAGCUUGUCCCGCAGGGCUCGUUGGCCGAGAAGAUUCGCGCUGGUGCCGCGGGUAUUCCCGCCUUUUACACGCCCACAGCGCUGGGCACCGCCGUGGAGAAGGGCGAGUUGAUCACGCAGUACGAGACGCCGUCGCAGGCCGACAAGGACGCUGGCAAGCCGCUGGUGCCCAAGGCGUACUCGCCGCCGCGUGAGACGCGUGAAUUUAACGGCCGUACGUACCUGCUAGAGCAUGCACUGCAUGCGGACGUGGCGUGGGUGCACGCGUGGAAGGCCGAUGAGGCGGGCAAUGUGGUGUUCCGUCGUACAGCGCGCAACUUCAAUGACGUGAUGGCGCGUGCGGCACGCUACACGAUUGUCGAGGCGGAGGAAAUUGUGCCGGUGGGCAACAUUGAUCCUGACCAUGUGCACCUGCCGGGUGUGUUUGUCGCGGCGGUGGUCCCGUCGCAGAAGCCGAUGGAUCUGGAAAUUCUUACGCUCGACAAGGGCGAGACGAAGUCGUCGACAGACAAGCCGACGAAGCGUGAUCUGAUUGCAGGCCGUGCGGCGAAGGAGCUGAGCGACGGCAUGUACGUCAACCUGGGGAUCGGUAUGCCUGGCCUGGUCCCGAGCUUCCUGCCGAAGGGCGUGAAUGUGACACUGCACUCAGAGAACGGCCUGCUGGGUAUUGGUCCAUACCCCCGCACGGAAGCGGAGGUGGACCCGAACCUGACCAACGCCGGCAAGGAGGGCGUUACGUUCAUUGAUGGUGCCUCGUCGUUCGACUCCUCGGACUCGUUCGGUAUUGUGCGUGGUGGCCACUUGGACGUGACGAUGCUUGGUGCGCUGCAGGUGGCUGCGAAUGGUGACCUGGCGAACUAUAUGAUUCCCGGCAAGCUCGUGCAGGGCAUGGGUGGUGCGAUGGACCUCGUCUCGAACCCGGAUGCGACGCGUGUGAUUGUGCUGACGGAGCACGUGGACAAGUACGGCCAGCCGAAGGUGGUGGAGAGCACGACGCUCCCGCUGACGGGAGCUCGCUGUGUGGAUCUGAUUGUCACGGACUUGGCCGUGUUCAAGGUGGACCGCCAGAAGGGUGGUCUGACGCUGAUUGACCUGCAGCCCGGCGCGACGGAGGAGGAAGUGCGUGCGAAGACUGGCGCCUCGUUCAAGGUCGCCCUCUCGUCGGCGUAA